This is a messenger RNA of Gambusia affinis (western mosquitofish), 3437 nucleotides long. RefSeq names its product endothelin receptor type B-like. Gene Ontology annotation, molecular function: endothelin receptor activity. NCBI's taxonomy places the organism in Eukaryota, Metazoa, Chordata, Actinopteri, Cyprinodontiformes, Poeciliidae. The transcript has 8 exons. Gene Ontology annotation, biological process: vasoconstriction; G protein-coupled receptor signaling pathway; enteric nervous system development. Bases 535 to 1932 code for a protein of 465 amino acids. The record is from RefSeq and is a predicted model, not a curated record. Gene Ontology annotation, cellular component: membrane.
CAACUCUGAGUUGCCAUGGCGACGUGAAAACAAAAGGCAAGUUAUCGUCCUCCGAGUGAAACGGAGGAUUAGAAAGCAGGAGAAAUGACGGAGAGGUGAAAGGGCGGCACCAGAGCCAGGCGACAAAGAAGGGAAGCAGAAAAGCAGCUAAUGAGCGAUGACAGGAGGAGGGGAAAGAAGGAGGAGAGAGCCGUGAAUAAGGGAUGAGUACGAACCAGAACCCAACCGUCUGGACCAGAUUUGUCUCGACCCUGAACGGCACACUUGUCCUUUUUUGUGCUGCUUUGUCCCACAACCUUACAUGGAAUAUAUUUGGAAAAAAAUAAAAAUAAAGAGCAGACAAAUAGAAACAGAUUAUCUCCAAACAACAAAUCAAUCUGUAAGCUCCUAGUUCAUGUUGAAUCAGUUAGACAUAUUUGUGCUUUCAUUAUAAGGUUCUGCUAUCAACAGAUCCUAGUUUGGUUUUGAGAACACCAAGCAACUUCUGUAAGUACUUUCUCCAGUCAGUUCAAGGAUUUCCCAGCAGAGUUCAGGAUGGUUUCUGGAGUUCAGGAUGUUGACUCAGCAAAAGGUUUCACAGUGAAACCAGGGAAGACCAUGUUCCUCUCACCGCUGCUUGUCUGGUGUUUCCUGUUUGUCUCUCAUGUUGGCGGCGUACGCAGCUUCACGCCUCGGCCUCUCCAGUCAGAGGUGACGUUAUCUGAACUCCCCAGCACCAGUCGUCCUACAAACGCAGAGACGCACAUGUGGCAAGAGACCGUGAAUGAACCGUCUGUCUUGUUGGACUCCGAAGCAGAAAACCUGAAGGCUGAGAACAAACUGAGGGCCAAACAUGUUAGAAAACUUGCAAGUUUCCACAACUCUUCUCACCUUAAGCCGCCAGUCCGCCCUAAGUGCACCCAGGAAAUGUCAAUAAGAGCCAUCUUCAAGUACAUCAACACGGCGUUCUCCUUCCUGAUCUUUGCUGUGGGGAUCAUCGGCAACGUCACCCUGUUGAGGAUUAUCUGCCAAAAUAAAAGCAUGAGGAACGGACCCAACGCUCUGAUAGCCAGCCUCGCCAUGGGAGACAUACUAUACAUCGUCAUAGACGGCCCAAUCAAUGUCUACAAGCUCCUGGCAAUGAAGUUCCCAUUCGCCGACCAACCGCUUGGUCAGUUCCUCUGUAAGUUGUUACCGUUCAUACAGAAGACUUCAGUCGGCAUCACCGUCCUCAACCUGAUUGCUCUCAGUGUGGACAGGUAUCGUGCGGUGGUGUCCUGGUCUCGGAUUCAGUGCAACGGCAUCCCCAAGGAAACGAUGGUGCAGAUCGCCGUGAUCUGGAUGCUGUCUGCCUUACUGGCCGUGCCGGAGGCCAUCGGCUUCAACCUGCACCGCUUCCAUAUCAACAACGUUACCAUUAGUACCUGCCUAGUGAGACCCGAGAACUCCUUCUUGAAAUACUACAUCAGCUUCAAGGAUUGGUGGAUAUUUGGCUUCUACUUCUGCAUCCCUCUGACCUGCUCGGCGAUUUUCUACGGCCUCAUGAGUCACGAGUUGCUCCGGCACGAGAAGGGCGAUCUAAAGCGGUCACUGGGUGAACAGCUGAAGCAGCGCCGCGAAGUGGCCAAGUCUGUCUUCUGCCUGGUGGUGAUCUUUGCCCUCUGCUGGUUUCCUCUUCACUUCAGUAAGUUGCUGAAGUUGACGAUCUACGACCCCAACGACCCCGGCCGCUGUGAAUUACUGAACAUACUGCUGGUGCUCGACUACUUCAGCAUCAACUUGGCGACCGUCAACUCCUGCAUCAACCCCAUCAUCCUCUUCUUUGUCUCCAGGAAGUACAGGCACUAUUUCACGAAGAUGCUGUUUUGCUGCUGGUACUCUCGGCCUUACUCCAGCACCCUGCCGACUCUCCAACGUGGGACCAGUCAGCAUUUAAAAAACAGCGACCACUGAAGGACUCGCCUCCACAGAAAUGUUUUCACAUAUGACUCAGAAAGUUAUGAUGGAUCUUAUUUGAGCUCCUCCAGUUUUGGGGAAACAGUUAAGACGUCGGGAAAAGUAGAUAUUUUAGAUAGUAUUUGAGCAGUUUUUCCCAGAAAGGAGAUGAAAAACUGAGUUUAGAUGAUUAACUUUAACCUCAUCCACCUUGUUUGAGAACCUAAAAGUGCAAUUCACAAUAAUAUUUAAAUGAAAUAGAUGAUAUUACUGGUUCUCAUGAAGAAGGUGUAAGGAAGAGGUCGUGGAUAAAACUAAUGUUCAACAACGCCAUCUAGUUAAACCAGGAAUACUAAAAAUUACACUUGUAUUUAAAAGAUAAGCAAAUAUUUUACCAUAAAAUAAUAAAAGAUACCCAGAGUAAAAAGGCUAAAAUGUCCAGCAGUUUUGACAGUAAAAGUUCACUGGAGCCACUGUAUUCAUGCUUCCUUGUAACAUGAUGGAUUAAAACGUUUUAUUUUAUUUUUACGUCUUUUCUGAUCAUGGCCUCUGUAAACAGGAAGAUGUUAUUUUCAAAACAAGACUGCAGCUUCAAGCAGAGUGUACAUACAUACAACCUCCAUUUUUACUCGACAGCAUAUAUUACUUAUUUAUCACUGAGCUUCUUUUAAACAGCUGAGAUAAAUUUCACCUCCAUGUCCAAAGGGAAACUCCUGAUGCCACAAACUAAAAUGUUUUACUCAUCGAUAGGCUAAUGAUUUGAUAUGAAAAAUGAGUAAAAUGUGACAUGAAAUCUGAUUAAUUGUAAGGAUAAUUAAUUAGUAAAAUAAAUUGUAUCAAAAAUAUUCAGAGUGAGGCUAUGUUGCUGCAAUAUAAUAUUGAUAUAAAAUUAAUUUGACCCGAUUGAAGAACUGUGCGGACAGUUAAGGUUCUUGUUUGUCUUUGUCAGUCAGAACCAGCCGGCUUCCCUUAGAUCUGAACCACUAAUCAAGACGUAGUUCCUGUAGGAGGAAGUGAAAAUCCCAGAGAUGAUUUCUGCAGAGUUUACCUCAUUAACACGGACAGGAUGGACGUAAAGGUUUCUACAUACACUGCAUGAGACUGUGGGUGAAGUCAUGGGAAAGUUAGAGAUUAAAUCUGUUUUGCUUUUGGUCCCAAAACAACAACAGUUUCUCUCUUAACAGAAACGCUGUGGCUCUGAAAAAGAAUUAAAGCAGGAAUAUAAAUAAAAAUCAGAUUUUUUUACUCGAUCUGCUUAUUUACCUUGUUUAAAAUAUUUAAAACUCCAAUAAGUUUGUGAAGAUACAAGGAAAAGACGCGUAACUUGUCCUUUAGCGGCCUCUGGGGGCUGAAGUUUGUAUUACACCCAUUUUAUUUAAUCUUUUCAUUCUAAACAUAAUGAUGUAUAAAGUCAGAUGUGAGGCUUUAAGAAGCCAUUUUAAUGUGUUUGUUUUUAUUUCUGUUUGUUUGUUGUUUUUAUUAGAUGUUGUGUUUAUCAAUAAAGUUACAUAACCCUUAAAGUA